Messenger RNA from Metarhizium brunneum ARSEF 3297, 303 nucleotides. The record is from RefSeq and is a predicted model, not a curated record. NCBI's taxonomy places the organism in Eukaryota, Fungi, Ascomycota, Sordariomycetes, Hypocreales, Clavicipitaceae.
AUGUGGGCUGGCCAGGUGGGCAUGGGCGUGGCCGUCGACAAAAGGCGUGAGCGAGACAUCUCUGUCUGGUGGGACGCGGAUGCAGACCAAGCCCAAGACGAAGCCGCCGCAGGCCACACCAAGGCCACACCAAGGCCACACGCAGACCAGAAUACGCAGCCCUCACGCAGACACGCAGACGCAGAUACGCAGAUGCAGACAUGGAACGGCGCCCAGCAUGCUUUGCACGCUCGGGGCACGGAGGACGGCAUACGGAGUACGGCAAGCCCACGCAAGAGAGCCCUCCAGGGCAACCCAGUCUGA